UCUUCCAAUUUACAAUUACGGUCAUGCAAAUCUCUUUACAGUCGCCGCUGCCACUUUGCCGGAGCUCCUCCACCGUCGAAACCCCUCCAAUUAGGAAACUAAAAUUACUCACUCUGCCACCGCCGUCGCCGCCGCCGCCGCCGCCCAAAGUGGUGUUGUCUCCGCUUCCGCGUCGGCUCAACCCAUUUCAGAAUUUGGCGGCGUCGCUGCUGGACGCUGUUGAGUCGUCGCUGAUCGUUGAUAAAUUGCCGAAAACGGUUGACCCGGCGGUUCAAAUUUCGGGUAAUUUCUCUCCGGUUCCCGAGUGUCCCGUUCGCCACGACCUUGAAAUCAUCGGAAAUUUACCUGCAUGCUUACGUGGCGUUUAUUUACGAAACGGCGCUAAUCCCAUGCAUGCACCCAUAGGUGGGCACCACUUGUUUGAUGGUGAUGGAAUGAUCCAUGCCGUUACAUUUCACGGAGGUAACGAAGCUAGUUACAGCUGCCGGUUCACUCGUACAAGCCGGCUCGAGCAGGAAGUCGCUUUGGGCCGACCGGUUUUCCCCAAGCCGAUCGGCGAGCUUCAUGGUCACCAAGGACUGGCUAGGCUCGCAAUCUUUUUAGCUCGGGCCGGGAUUGGGUUAAUCGAUAGCUCGAAAGGGACAGGUGUCGCCAACGCCGGUUUGGUUUAUUUCAACGGUCGAUUAUUAGCUUUAUCCGAAGAUGAUCUACCGUAUCACGUCUUAAUUAGAGAUGGCGGAGAUCUCGAAACGAUCGGACGGUUUAGCUUUAACAGUCAGAUUAGCUGUCCAAUGAUCGCUCAUCCUAAAGUGGAUCCCGUUUCAGGUGAUCUUCACGGUUUGAGUUACAACAUGAUUAAAAAACCGUAUUUGAAAUAUUUACGGUUCGACCGGUUGGGGAGAAAAGUUCGUGACGUGGAUAUCACCCUUCGUGACCCGACGAUGAUCCACGAUUUCGCGAUAACGGAAAACCACGUCGUGAUACCAGAUCAUCAGGUGGUUUUCAAGUUAUCCGAAAUGGUUCGGGGCGGGUCGCCCGUCGUGUUCGACCCGAACAAAACUUCCCGGUUCGGAAUCCUACCAAAAUCCGGAGUCGACGAGACCGGAAUUGUUUGGAUUGACGUGCCGGAUUGUUUCUGCUUCCAUUUAUGGAAUGCGUGGGAGGAAACGGGCAGUAACGGCGAGAAAACCGUCGUUGCUGUCGGGUCGUGUAUGAACCCGCCGGAUUCUAUUUUCAACGACCGGGACCAGGCGUUGACAAUUGAGCUGACGGAAAUCCGGAUGGACAUGAGGAACCGAAAGGCGACCCGUCGGGUUUUCGGGUCGGGUAUGAAUUUGGAAGCGGGUCAGGUGAACCGGAAGUUGGUAGGGCGGAGGACCCGAUUCGUUUACAUGGCGAUAGCAGAGCCGUGGCCGAAGUGCUCCGGCAUUGCGAAGGUAGAUUUAGAAACUAGAAAAGUGAAGAAGUUUCUAUAUGGCGACGGUCGGUACGGCGGCGAACCGUUUUACGUUUCGGAAAAUGGUAAUUCCGGCGAAGAUGAGAAUGAGGAUGGAGGGUAUGUUGUAGGGUUUGUAAGAGACGAGAAGCGGGAGAGAUCGGAGUUGGUGGUGGUGAAGGCGGCAGAGAUGAUGGAAGUGGCGGCGGUGAGACUUCCGGCGAGGGUUCCUUACGGAUUUCACGGCACGUUUGUCAGUGAAGAAGAGUUGAAGGGUCAAGCUCCGAACUAGAUUUUUUUUUUCUGCUUGUUUU
Messenger RNA from Cucurbita moschata (crookneck pumpkin), 1749 nucleotides. RefSeq names its product 9-cis-epoxycarotenoid dioxygenase NCED6, chloroplastic. Gene Ontology annotation, cellular component: chloroplast stroma. Bases 24 to 1727 code for a protein of 567 amino acids. Gene Ontology annotation, molecular function: carotenoid dioxygenase activity. The transcript has a single exon. The record is from RefSeq and is a predicted model, not a curated record. Gene Ontology annotation, biological process: carotene catabolic process. NCBI's taxonomy places the organism in Eukaryota, Viridiplantae, Streptophyta, Magnoliopsida, Cucurbitales, Cucurbitaceae.